Molecule: messenger RNA, 704 nt
Organism: Hordeum vulgare subsp. vulgare (domesticated barley)
Lineage: Eukaryota; Viridiplantae; Streptophyta; Magnoliopsida; Poales; Poaceae
Product: putative calcium-binding protein CML19
Exons: 1
Coding region: 88-531 (147 amino acids)
Molecular function (GO): calcium ion binding
Source: RefSeq, a predicted model, not a curated record
UUCAGUAGUCCCAGUCUCCCAGCACAUUAACACACGGUCACACACUGCCACGAUUGUUUAGGUGAUCACCAAAGCAAGCAAUUGAAGAUGGUGCACGCCGCGACGGCCGAACGCUUCAGCAGCUUGUUUGCCUCAUUCGACCGCGACGCCGACGGCAGGAUCUCGGCGGUGGAGCUGCGGCUGUGCAUGAAGGCAGCGCUGGGUGAGGAAGUGUCGGCGGAGGACGCCGAGGCGCUCGUGGCGUCGGCCGACGCCGACGGUGACCGGCUGCUGGACGAGCAGGAGUUCCUCCGGCUGGUGGCGCCGCCGGAGACGGAGGAGGAGGAGCGGUGCAGGGGGCUGAGGGAGGCGUUCGCGAUGUACGAGGUGAAGGGCGAAGGGUGUAUCACGCCGUCGAGCCUGAUGCGGAUGCUCGCCAGGCUGGGGUCCGAGCAGGGCAUCGAGGAGUGCCGCGCCAUGAUCCACAGGUUCGAUCUGAAUGGAGAUGGAGUGGUUUGCUUCGACGAGUUUAAGGUUAUGAUGGAUGCGUAGCAGUUUGCCCAUCGGCCAGUCUACAGAAUAGUGAAAGAAUACUGAUCGUAUGUACCGUACGGGGUGUUUAAUAUGCCAGAGAUACAAGAUUAAUUCAGUUUUUGUGUGCACCUGCGAACAUAAUACAGGGCCAGCCCUAUGUUUCGGAAGGCCCUAGGUCGAAGUCGAUAACA